This is a messenger RNA of Besnoitia besnoiti, 6366 nucleotides long. Its product is annotated as chloride transporter, chloride channel (ClC) family protein. Gene Ontology annotation, biological process: chloride transport; transmembrane transport. Gene Ontology annotation, cellular component: Golgi apparatus; early endosome; membrane. The transcript is spliced from 7 exons. Gene Ontology annotation, molecular function: voltage-gated chloride channel activity. The record is from RefSeq and is a predicted model, not a curated record. The coding region runs from base 1 to 6366 and encodes 2121 amino acids. Lineage: Eukaryota; Apicomplexa; Conoidasida; Eucoccidiorida; Sarcocystidae.
AUGUCAUUUUUAGGCCGCAAAAAGCCACGAGACAGGACUCCCUCGCUCCUCGCUGGGAGCGAGGACGCGGAGGAAGGCGAGGUGUACGUACACCCGGCUCUGGGUUCUCCGGCUGAAGGCCGGCAGAGGGGAAGCAGCGUGCGCUGCCUACGCUUCAAGAAGCGAGAGGAGGAAGGUGGCUUGCCGUCUUCUUCAGACCUGAGUCGGCUUCGAGGAGCCGUAGACAGCUCCACGCGAUAUCAAAUUCCGUAUCCCCCGACCGCAUUUUCGGAAGACAGUGAGGAGGAGCACGCGGCGCCGCGCCCUCCUCCGCGAUUUCCCUCCUUUACUUCGCACUAUUCCCCGUCUCCUUCGUCUUCUCUUCCGUCUGCCUCUGCGUCUUCGUCAGCUGCUUCCGCCUCUUCGUCUGCAGCGCCGUUUCCUCUUUCGUUCGCUUCAUCGGCGUCCGCAGAGCCGUUGUCGCCGAUCUUUGCUAGCUUGCCUUCCUCAGCUCAGCCGCUGCGUGAGCCAGAAGGCCUUCGCGUGGAAGCGCCCUCGGCCUCUGGCGCUUCACCCCGCGUAUCUCUUUUUCCUCCGUCGAUCUUCUCGUUCGCAGGCGGCGACGGGGAGAGCGACAACUCUCUGCGUCCGUUCACCUUGUUCACUCCCCUCUCGACGCCGUCCUCCCUGUCGUCGGGACGCGAGGACCCCGAGCGGAGUCACGAUAUUCCUUUGUCCGUUCUCUCGCGCAGCGGACACGCGCCCGACGCAGGGGGCACCGGAGCUGCGCCGUUCGAAAGACUGCUGCUCCAUGCGUCGAGGAGAGAGUCCGCCGCUCCCUCUAUCGCGGCCUCGCGCACUGCUCCCUUCUCGUCUCUCCUCCCUUUCUUCUCGUCAUCAGACCGUCGCCCGGCGUCGUCUGCUUCGCGGGCACACGCGCAUCGGUAUUCAGCUUCUCCCGGCUCUUCUCCCACGUCUGUGCGUCCCACUGCCUCGCGCUUGGGAGCGUCUCUCUUCUCUGCGCCGUGUUCACCGUGCUGUGUGAUGUGCCGAAAGGCCUUCCGGGCGCUGCGGCGUGUGCUGCAGUGUACGUACACCUGGUGCGUGGUGCCGGUGCUUCUCGUUCUUGCGGUGUUCCUGCGCCUUGUCGUUCUACUUUUUCGCCGGCUCUUCGCGCUGCUUCGUCUCCUCGUCGACCCGCUCAAGCGGUUUCUUUGCGAGCACGGAAAAACACGGCAAGCCUUCGAAGUCCUCGAAGUCUGGAUCCUCGCCGCGCUCGUCGGGCUCCUGACCGGCUACUCCGCCUUCUACAUUCACCACACGUCGAACUUCGUGGGCGAUCUCCGCUAUGGCUCCUGCCGAAACUUCUUCUGGCUCGACAGAAGACUCUGCUGCGGCUCAGAGUUCAACGUGGAUUUCGCUGGCAAUGCGUGUUUGCCUCCGAGGCCGCUCGCCCUCCAGCCGUCUCCCCCCGUGCGCCUGGAGGCGCUCGCGGACAUCAGAGGCCCGCCUCUGGCUUCCGUCCCCGCGGCGCCCGACGCGGCGGCGUCCUCCCCGCCAGACGCCGCCUCCGCUCCGCAGGUCGCACAGCUAGAGCGGCAGAAUACCUCAGACGGCGCUGCACACGCACCCGAGCGGUCGCCUGUCUCCGCGGCUGUCCCUUCGAACGUCUCGUCUUCGCCCGCGGGUUCGCCGCGGCCUCUCUCGGCUCCAGCGUGGCAAUCCUGGGCCGCGGUGGUUUUCGGCCCUGCCGCGCCCCUCUCCCCGCCCGAGCGAGUUCCGCUCUCCCUUGCCCUUCCACCGUCGUCUCUUACGCCGCCUCUUCUUUCUCCAGGCCCUGCCGCGUUGUCUACCGCUUCGCCUGCGCCGCCUGCACCGCCUGCACCGCCUGCGCCGCCUGCACCGCCUCCACCGCCUCCACCGCCUCCACCGCCUCCACCGCCUGCACCGCCUGCACCGCCUGCGCCGCCUGCGCCGCCUGCACCGCCUGCGCCGCCUGCAUCGCCUUCGCCUCCUGCUCCGCCUGCAUUGCCUGCGCCUCCUGCGCCGCCUGCAUCGCCUGCGCCUCCUGCGCCGCCUGCGUCUGCUGCGCCUUCCGUGGCGUCUCCAUCGAUUAGCGUCCCCAGCGGAGACUUCGGGGGAGACCGCGCGGCGGAGUCACCUGGCGGCCUGCUUUCGCCGGGCGACGGCGAAGGCGACCGAGUCCGCGGGCCGUUCAUCGGGCUCCUUCCCUCUGCCUCACCCUCCCCCCUUUCGCCCCCGUCUUCUCCGCUCCUCCCUUCGGCCUCUGCUCCCGCUUCGUCUGCGACUGCACCAGGGAACGGAGCCGUCACUUCCUCUGUCCCUCCGUUCCCUGCGUCUUCUCCUUCUUCUCCGUCUCCUUCUCCUCCUCCUGUUCCUCCUCCGUCCGUCACCUCUUCACCGUCGGCAUCUUCGGCGUCGGGCGCACCUUCGGCCUCGUCUCAUGAGGCGUCUGCGCCGGCGGCGAGCCCAGGCAUCCUGUCUCUCCCUUCCGCCGGCGUCUCGGAUGCGUCGGGCGGUUCGCCGUCUCCUCGCGAAUCUUCUAGCCAGGCGCUGCCUCCGCCUUCGUCCCCGUCGUCUCCUUCCGCUCCAUCUGUCAUGUCGGCGUCUGCGGUCUCGUCAGCUGUUCCUUCAUCGGCGUCUGUCGCUCCGCAGGAGGCAGAGGCGUCUUCUCAGGGAGGCGAAGAAGCUUCUUCUCUCGAGCCGCAGGAGGAGCGCAGCGAAGGGCUGCUUCAGCCGCUCCAGGGGGCAGCGCGAGAAGGCGCGCUUGCCAAUUCAUCGGCGCCGAGCUCUGCAGGCUCAGGAGUCGUCACACUAGAACCUCUCGCCGCUGCCUCGACUUCAGGCGAUCGAGCGAGCUCCUCUUUUCGAAGCCAGCCGCAGACGGACCCCCCCUCUCCUUCGGCGCCUCCAUCUUCUGCACUUUCCUCUGCACCUCCUUUCCUGUCGUCUUCAACCGCGCAGCCUCCCUCAGCGUCGCUCAAUUCGCCGCCGGCCGGCGCGCCUGCGCCUCCUGCGGCUCCCCUGACUUACCCGCGCCGCCUCGCCUCGGGGUCGCCUUCUUCCCCCCCCGCGCACCAGCCGGCGACUCUCUCGUCUUCGCCUCGCGCGUCGUCGCCGCUGGUGCCUGCCGCCUCGUUCGGCUCAGCGCUCGAGACAGCCUUGAGGGUCGCGGGACACCGGGUGGAAGCCGCUGCGCGCUUUUUCGUUGACUUUUUCUUCUUCGCGUUCGUGACCGUCGCGGCUGUGGCUGCCGCAGCCUGGCUCGUCUGUGCGCUUGCGCCGAAAGCCGCGGGCUCAGGCAUCGCGGAGGUCAAGGUGCUGCUGAACGGUUUCCGCAGCCUGCCGCACGUGCUGGAGGCGUCGGUCCUUGCCGUGAAGAUUCUGGGGCUCUCGCUGGCGGUCGGAAGCGGCCUGGUGCUGGGCAAGGAGGGACCGAUGGUUCACGUGGCCUGCUGCUGGGCGCAGCUGCUUCUCAAGAUCUUCUCGCCGUCCUCCGCCGCUGCCUCCUCUUCCUGCUCUUCGCGCGCAAAGAAGGCUGAAGCCUCGCUCGCGCUGCCUCCUCGCGCAGACGCAGCCGACGGAGACGCAGACGCAGACAUGCCGCCCGCGCCGCGGGGAGCGGCCGCCUCUUCGCCGCCUCCGACUCGGCCGCUUCUCCUCGGCGCGGGCGGCAUGUCUGCGUCUGCUUCGACGGCGGUUUCCGGGGGGGCGUCUUGCGCGGCGUUCUUUUCGGCGGCGGGGCGGGCGCGUGCGUCGUCCAAGUCUCGCGAGGAGAAUGUGCAGAAGCCGCUGCUGGCGGCGGCGAGCGCGGCGGGGAUGAGCUGCGCAUUCGGCAGUCCGAUCGCCGGCGUCUUGUUUGCGUUUGAGGAAAUGGGGGCCUCCGACUUGCCCGGCUCCGCGCUGUGGCUCUGCUGCUGCGCCUGCGUCUCGGCGUCGAUUCUGCUCGAGAUCCUGAACGCGCAGCUGAGUCCGAAGGACACACGCAGCACCUUCUACGCGGCCGGGUUCGCCUUCUUCUCGCCGUUCGCUAAGAACGGCAACAGCAGCCUCUGGCUCAAAGACAGCGUCGACCUCUUCCACACCUUCGAGGCCAUCGAGCUGCUGCCCUUUGCGCUCCUCGGAAUGAUUGGCGGCGUCCUCGGCCCCGCCUUCAUCUCCCUCGCCCUCAAAGCCAGCCAGUGCCGCCGCAGAAAGCCCCCGCGACCCGAAGGCCCAGGAGGCGCAGGCGCGGGGGGCGAGGGCGACGGCGCACAGAGACGCGGCGGCGGGCGCGCGAGCGAAGAGACGGCCGAGGCCGAGAGGGAGAGAGCCUCCGCGGAGGCGGGCGCCACGACGCCAAGGGCCCGCAGCAGCCUGAGGGCGGUCGCCGACGACUUGACAGCCAUGUUCCAGGCCCUAGGGCCUGUCGCGGACUGCGUCCUCGUCGCGGCCGUGACGGCGUUGGUCAACUUCAUGAUUCCCAUGGCAGGCGCCUCUUCCAACGACUUGCUCGAAAACCUCUUUUCUCGGUGCACGACGUCUUCGUCUGCGCACCCUUCCACCGAUCGCUUCGGCAUGUGUGUCGCGCCGUCCGCGCAUGCGCCUCUCUCUUCGCUCGACUCCGCCGCCGCGCUCCCCUCCGCCGCUUCUCCGCCCUUCCUCGGCGGCGCAACCGCCGCGAACCCUUCUGCGCUCGCCUCUGCAGGAGAUUUCGCGGCGCCGGCGUCCGCGUACCGCAUCGAUUCCGAGACGCUGGGAAAGCUCUUUCUUCUUCUCUUUGUCAAGUUCUCGCUGGCCGUCGCCGCCUUCGGCCUCGCACUGCCCGCCGGGAUCUUCGUCCCUGCGCUCAUUAUCGGCUCGGUGUACGGGCGUCUGAUGGGUUUGUUGAUUCUGCGACUGAAUCUGGCGUACAACUGGAUGCCUGUCGGCCCCUCGCCGAGUCGGUACGCGCUAGUCGGCGCUGUCUCCUUCCUCUGCGGCAUCACGCGGAUGAACCUGUCGCUGGUAAUCCUCAUGAUGGAGAUAUCGUCGCAGGCACUCGGCUCGCCAAACUCCUCCGCCUUCGGCCUCCCCUUCCUCCUCGCCCUCGGCGUCGCCAAAGGCGUCAGCAGCGCCAUCUGUGGCUACUCGCUCUACGACGGCCUCAUCGUCUGCAAAGGAUACCCCUACAUGUUUCACACGCAGGAGGUCUCGUUUUCGAAUCUACGCGCAGAGGAAGUGAUGGAGCGCAACGUCGUGUGUGUCGCGGUCUCCGAGCGCCGCACACUCGGCGAGCUCCUUCAUCUCGUUUCCAAAUACCCGUUUGAGGGCUUUCCAGUCAUUUCUGACUCCGAGACGCGCCUGGUCGUCGGCUUUCUCAGCUCGCAUCGGCUGCGGCAGGCGCUGCACGAGCUCCUGAGCCUGCAGCACCGCUUCAUCCACGCGCAUACCUUCGUCUCCUUCCGCUUCUCGGGCGAGCGGAGACGCGGCACGGUCUACCUGGUGUACAGACACCGCGACGAACAGGAGCGCUACCUGCCGCUGCUGCGAACCACAGACGCGGACGACGCGGCGCAGCGCGAAGACGAAGAAAACGAAGAGGAGGAGGAGGCGCGCGGCACAGGGAGCCGGUGGGCGCAGAGAGGCAGCGAGGAGGCGAGAGGCCUGCCGCUUCGCCUCCUCAAAGGCGGAGCGCGGGAGAGGGAGAGUGCUGGCGAGCCUCCGCAGGCCGAGGGCGGAAAAGCGAAGCGCGCGGCGGUGCCGUGGCUCGCGUCGCUUUCCGCGCUUCUCCGCGCGCCGAGAGGCUCGCCGCGCGACAUCUCCGCCCAAACGAGCGUAGAGCUCCUUCCGCUCUCCACGGCGUCGUCCCCGGGCUCAGACUCGGAGGCCGCCUCCUCCCCGCCUCGCGCGGCCUCCUCCACUUCGCCUCUGGGCGGCCCGCCAGCGGAGUGCCUGUCGCCGGGCGCCGAGGCGCAGAGAGAAGGAGACAGCUCCGCGUCCGCCGUGAACCCCGCGCGCGGCGGCGACGCGCCGGCGCGCGAUUCAGAGGGGGCGGCGAGGAAGGGCGUGCGAAGCGGCGGGUUUGAGGAUAGAGCGGACGCGGCUGCGGCUGUGGCGCGCAACGGGGCGGAAGACGCGCGAGAGAGAGACACCGCGCGCGUGUUUUGUCGCCUGCCGUCGCUUGGGCGCGCGGACGAGACCAGCGCGCAGAGUUGGCUGCGGGGCACGCCGCAGCCUUUGGCGCGCGAUGCAAAGGCGGAGGCGAGCGCAGAGGAAGACGUAGAAGUCGUCGACGUGCGCCUCGAUCUGUGGGGCCUUCUCGACGAGAAGCAGCCGCUACAACUCCCUCCCGAGACGCAGCUCCUCGACGUCUACGGCACCUUCAAGCAACUCAAGUGCUCGUAG